Molecule: messenger RNA, 1120 nt
Organism: Penaeus vannamei (Pacific white shrimp)
Lineage: Eukaryota; Metazoa; Arthropoda; Malacostraca; Decapoda; Penaeidae
Source: RefSeq, a predicted model, not a curated record
AUGAGAAAAUCUGUCAAAUGUAGGUCAUGUUUAGGAAAAUGAAAUGAAAUUUAGAAUUGUAUUUGAAUAUUCACAAGCGUUACAAACACACCGACAAGAUAUUUAAAUUACAAAUGUGAUUGAGACACAUUUUGAUAAAUUAUAAGAUCAGGCAUGUUGGUAAUAACUCUUUUUUGUAUCAUCCAGUGAUAAUUCUUUUGUUACAAAGUUUAAUAUUCCGUAUAACCCCGCGCUCUAUAGGAGUGAACUCAAAUGGCCACAUGUAACACGUUUUAAAAAGAACUUUUUUAUUUAAAAUUGACUAAGAAACUAAAAUUAUUUGCAAGUAAGUAUAUUUUUCAUAAACUUUAUAAAAUAAGAAUAUUAUCUUAUAGAAACUUAAUAGUAAUAAUAAGUUUUUCAACUAUUAUCCCCAUGAGUCAUAUUGUUGGAAUUUGUUAUUGUAAAUAUGGCACUGCUUAGAACUCCCUAGACUUAAGAUCCACGGAGUUAUUAUGAACUAAUUAGUGUAGCUGGCGAAUCUAUGCAGAGGUUUAGGCUUUUCUGAGGAUUACGAUGGCGCUAGUGACCGUUCAGAGGUCCCCAAGUGUGAGCAGCUCCCCACCUUCCUCGGAAUAUGGCAGUUCUACACAUUCGUCUGAGGAGGAGGAACAAAAGAAUAGAAGCUUAAGUGAAUACUACUUUGCAGUGAAAGGCUUUGCUGUACUAUUACCCAAAAAUGAAUGCCAACUGGGUAGAGGAAGACGGACAACCAAAGCCCCUCCUGAUAUCCAGGCACACCUGCAGUUGAUGCUGCACUUGCUUUGUCAAGGGGACACACUUCACAUGGCUGUUCGCUUGGAGUCACAACACGCUGGUCGUGUGCGGUACUUGACAGUGGUGGGUAGGAUGGGACGGCAGGAUACUGAAGAAGAUUGUUUAUUAGGCAUAGAUUUUAGUUCUGAAAAACCAUCCAUUGGUCUGGUAGUUCCUGUUCUGGCAGACACAAUGAUAAAUUUAGAUGGUGAUGGAGGAUUCAGUGUAAGCACAGGAGGGAGGAAACACAUCUUCAAGCCAAUCUCCGUACAAGCAAUGUGGUAAGUAAUAUGUUUAUGGUAUUUAGAUCAACAGGAGUAGAUAU